This is a messenger RNA of Tupaia belangeri chinensis (Chinese tree shrew), 1535 nucleotides long. It is a transcript of the gene UCHL5, whose product is annotated as ubiquitin C-terminal hydrolase L5. The record is from RefSeq and is a predicted model, not a curated record. NCBI's taxonomy places the organism in Eukaryota, Metazoa, Chordata, Mammalia, Scandentia, Tupaiidae. Gene Ontology annotation, molecular function: cysteine-type deubiquitinase activity; proteasome binding. Gene Ontology annotation, cellular component: Ino80 complex; cytoplasm. Gene Ontology annotation, biological process: protein deubiquitination; ubiquitin-dependent protein catabolic process.
GUUGCCGAGGAGCCCAGGUAGAAGAAAUAUGGAGUUUAGAACCUGAGAAUUUUGAAAAAUUAAAGCCAGUUCAUGGAUUAAUUUUUCUUUUCAAGUGGCAGCCAGGAGAAGAACCAGCAGGCUCUGUGGUUCAGGACUCCAGACUUGACACGAUAUUUUUUGCAAAGCAGGUAAUUAAUAAUGCUUGUGCUACUCAAGCCAUAGUGAGUGUGUUAUUGAACUGUACCCAUCAGGAUGUCCACUUGGGAGAAACAUUAUCAGAGUUUAAAGAAUUUUCACAAAGUUUUGAUGCAGCUAUGAAAGGUUUGGCACUGAGCAACUCGGAUGUGAUUCGACAAGUGCACAAUAGUUUUGCCAGACAGCAAAUGUUUGAAUUUGAUGCAAAGACAUCAGCAAAAGAAGAAGAUGCUUUUCACUUCGUCAGUUAUGUUCCUGUUAAUGGAAGACUGUACGAGUUAGACGGAUUAAGAGAAGGACCGAUUGAUUUAGGUGCAUGCAAUCAAGAUGAUUGGAUCAGUGCAGUGAGGCCAGUCAUAGAAAAAAGGAUACAGAAGUAUAGUGAAGGCGAAAUUCGAUUUAACUUAAUGGCCAUUGUGUCUGACAGAAAAAUGAUAUAUGAACAGAAGAUAGCAGAGUUACAAAGACAACUCGCAGAGGAGGAACCCAUGGAUACAGAUCAAGGUAAUAAUAUGUUAAGUGCUAUUCAGUCAGAAGUUGCCAAAAACCAGAUGCUUAUUGAAGAAGAAGUACAGAAAUUAAAAAGAUACAAGAUUGAAAAUAUCAGAAGGAAGCAUAAUUACCUGCCUUUCAUUAUGGAAUUGUUAAAGACUUUAGCAGAACACCAGCAGUUGAUACCACUGGUGGAAAAAGCAAAAGAAAAACAGAACGCAAAGAAAGCUCAGGAAACCAAAUGAAAAGGAUGUUUAGGGAUGUAUGCACAGUUCAGCUUCUGCACUCAUUUUCUCGGAACCUCUGACGGGUGAAGAACUGAGCAACAUCCUGACUGGCUCCGUGCACGUCUGGCUGUAGCACCUGUCUUGUCCUUAAUGCAUGGAUUCAUCAGCUUUCUCCCUGCCUGCAUCACGUGCAUGUCGUGCGUAAAUAAACGUGGUCUUAGGAGUGCUUGCCCGGAUUCCAUUAUUCCACCUCUGCCCUGAGAGCUGUUGAUUCUCUGGCUGCGUAACCUUGGUAAUGAACUUAGGAAAUGCACAACUGCUAUUCUCUGCUGUAAUCGUUCUAAUUAAACUUUUGAUCUUUUAGCCCAGUUAAAUACUUAAAUUUAUAAAUGUCAGAUCCUGAUUGAACUGUAUCUUCUGUUUCUUCUCAUCAUUAAUGGAAAAAAAAAUCAGUAUUUCUAUCUUUGAUAUCUCAGUGUUUUGAGGGUUUUAAAACUGAAUUUAAUAACCUAUACCGAUUAUUCAGGAAAGUACAAGUUAAUGCACAUCAUUUGAAAAGGACAAAAUUGCGAUUUCUAACGAUUUUCACUGCCGCCAAUAGAAAGGUAAUAAUAAAUAUCCGAAUUUUAUUUUAGCAAA